Messenger RNA from Mastomys coucha (southern multimammate mouse), 1766 nucleotides. It is a transcript of the gene Srd5a3, whose product is annotated as steroid 5 alpha-reductase 3. Gene Ontology annotation, molecular function: 3-oxo-5-alpha-steroid 4-dehydrogenase activity. NCBI's taxonomy places the organism in Eukaryota, Metazoa, Chordata, Mammalia, Rodentia, Muridae. Bases 37 to 1029 code for a protein of 330 amino acids. Gene Ontology annotation, cellular component: endoplasmic reticulum. Gene Ontology annotation, biological process: dolichol-linked oligosaccharide biosynthetic process; polyprenol catabolic process. The transcript is spliced from 6 exons. The record is from RefSeq and is a predicted model, not a curated record.
GGUGGCGCGCGUGCGUGCGUAGCCCGCUCCCGGGCCAUGGAUGGCUGGGCGGGGGCCGAGCUCUCAGCCCUGAACCCCCUGCGUACGCUGUGGCUGGCGCUGGCCGCCGCCUUCCUGCUCGCGCUGCUGCUGCAGUUGGCGCCCGCCAGGCUGCUGCCGAGCUGCGCGCUCUUCCAGGACCUCAUCCGCUACGGGAAGACCAAGCAGUCUGGCCCGCAGCGCCCCGCCGUCUGCAGGGCCUUCGACGUACCUAAGAGGUACUUUUCUCACUUCUACGUCAUCUCAGUGUUAUGGAAUGGCUCCCUGCUCUGGUUCCUCUCUCAGUCUCUGUUCCUGGGAGCACCUUUUCCAGACUGGCUUUAUGCUUUGCUCAGAACUCUUGGGGCCACGCAGUUCCACGCCCCAGGGAUGGAGUCCAAGGCUUCUCGGAUGCUAGCGGCUGAGCUGGCUCUGUCUGCCUUCUUGGUGUUGGUGUUCCUCUGGGUCCACAGCCUUCGGAGACUCUUCGAGUGCUUCUACGUCAGUGUCUUCUCUAACGCAGCCAUUCACGUUGUGCAGUACUGUUUCGGGCUUGUCUACUAUGUCCUUGUCGGCCUGACGGUACUGAGCCAAGUGCCCAUGGAUGACAAGAAUGUGUAUGUCCUGGGGAAGAAUCUACUGAUACAAGCUCGGUGGUUCCACAUCCUGGGAAUGAUGAUGUUCUUCUGGUCAUCUGCCCAUCAGUAUAAGUGCCACGCCAUUCUCAGCAAUCUCAGAAGAAAUAAAAAAGGUGUGGUCAUCCACUGCCAGCACAGGAUCCCCUUUGGAGACUGGUUUGAGUAUGUGUCCUCCGCUAACUACCUGGCAGAGCUGAUGAUCUACAUCUCCAUGGCUGUCACCUUUGGGCUCCACAACUUAACCUGGUGGCUGGUGGUGACGUAUGUCUUCUUCAGCCAAGCCUUGUCCGCAUUCUUCAACCACAGGUUCUACCGAAGCACAUUCGUCUCCUACCCAAAGCAUAGGAGAGCCUUCCUGCCAUUUUUGUUUUAAAGCAGGCUUUAUGGUGAAGAACGCAAGCCAGGUGACAGAUUCCAUCCCUAGAGACACUGAGACAGAGACUGAAGUACACUUUCGGUAGGAACGUUUGACAGUCCCUGUUCUACUUCAGUGCCGAGCAGUGUUCACCGAGUGAGGCGCUCGCUGUUCCUGGAGAAGACAUUCCAGCUGACCUGGGCUUGCGGGAUCUGCUUUCUGCCAAGCUUUACAGACCCAGCUGAUAACAAGUAAACUGGUGUCUCCAAGCUGCUCUGUGGCCACACUAACCAGGAGUAUAAACAGCUGUGCAUGGGACAUGCAUGCUUGAGUGCCUCUCCCUCCCUCCCUCCCUCCCUUCCUCCUUCCCUCCCUCCCUCUCUCCCUCUCUCCCUCCCUCCCUCCCUCCCUCCCUGUCUCUCUCUGUCUCUCUCUCUCUUUCUCUCUUGCUGUGGGAACAGUGAACUGCACUGAGUGCUGUAGGAAAUCAUAGUUUUUUUUUAAUUAAUGUCACAUGCCAAUAAAAACAGGAAACUCUGAAAAUAACAUGAAUGUACAGUAUCAGACCCGUGGUUCUGGGAAGAAAGGAGUUUGCUGGAGUUAGUUACCAUUCUUCAUUUUCUCAUCGAUAUCUCCAGUUCUAGCCCCACUUGCCUUGCAACCAACCUAAUGAUAAGUUUGGAAACCUGUCUGAUGGAAUUCUCUUUUUGACGUUCGUACUGAAAACAUCAAGAAAUAAAAUAUUUUUGUACACA